CUUUUCCAGUUACAGAAACCAGCUGCUGACGACAGCGGAACGAGAAUAAUAUUAUUAAUAAUUAUAGCGAUUUAUUCGGUCUUCCGCGGUUACCUGCAAGCUUUGAGAAUGUCGGCUAUUCAGAGGAUGAAAGUUGCGAAUGAAAAGCACAGCAAAACGAUCACGCAGCGGGGCAGCGUUCAGAAAAACACGAGAGUUGUUACUGAAGACAAGUCUCCCGUAGGACCGUGGCUCCUCGCUCUCUUUGUCUUUGUGGUCUGUGGGUCAGCUAUAUUCCAGAUCAUUCAGAGCAUUCGACACGGAGCCUAAUGGAACAAGCUCACCUGUAGAAUGAAAUUGUGAAGAUCCCCCCCUGGACCCC
Polyodon spathula (Mississippi paddlefish) is the source of this 361-nucleotide messenger RNA. Its product is annotated as stress-associated endoplasmic reticulum protein 1-like. The transcript is spliced from 3 exons. The record is from RefSeq and is a predicted model, not a curated record. The coding region runs from base 109 to 309 and encodes 66 amino acids. Gene Ontology annotation, cellular component: endoplasmic reticulum. Gene Ontology annotation, biological process: endoplasmic reticulum unfolded protein response. Lineage: Eukaryota; Metazoa; Chordata; Actinopteri; Acipenseriformes; Polyodontidae.